UUCCGUUCCACUUUCCUCUCACUUCCCCAUUCGCAACCAUGCCUUGACAAUCCGUGACCACACCCGCAUUUCCCAAUGGUGCGCGGCAGGAAGCCCAACCUGGUUGCCUGCACCAAUUGCCGGCAAGCAAAGCGCGCGUGCGACAAGCAUCUUACGUUUCCGGGCCCUUGCACAAGAUGCAGAGACACCGGCAGGGUGUGUUCGGUGGACCCGGACUUUCGACGCGAGAGAAGAAAAGAACGACUCACGCGUGUCGAGCAAGAACUCCAAGAAGCCCGCCAGGGCCUGGGAGCGACAUCGGUCAGCAACGAAACCAGUCUGAGCAAUGAAGAUGCUUCUCAUUCUCCGGCCCCUGCUCCUACCAUACCGCGUCGAUCUACCACUCGGCCCAGACAAACAGCGCGGCGGCCACUGCUUCGGCCAGACGCACCGCCGGAAAGGGCCAUUCGGGGCGUUGACCUUGCGGCGCAACGGAUCAAGGAUCUUCUCGACGAGUUCUUCACCAACUAUCAUCCAUUCUGUCCCAUUCUUCCUGACCAAUCGCGCUUCCUCGACUAUUCGAAUCCAUGUCCGUUACUUUUCUGGACGGUGCUGGUCACUGCCCUGAGAGGCAAACCCGAGCAUCAAGCACUAUACUCGACCAUCGCGGAGACUGUGGCUGCCAUGGCAUACGACACUGUGCAGCCGGCCGCGGCCUCGUUCCAAGCAAUGCAAGCCCUCCUGCUUCUCUGCCAAUGGCCUCUCCCGUUCGGGAAAUCUCAGGACCCUUCCCAUUCGUUCGUCGCGCUGGCUACCAACAUCGGCCUCCGAAUGGGGCUUCAUCGACCUCGUCAUGCAGGCGACUUCGCGGCGGACGCUUCUAACGACCCCGAGACCGAAAUCCUGCGGCGGAAGACGUGGGCGGUGUGCUUCAUCACAAAUUUGAGUGUAAAUGGCGGCCUAGGCCUCCCAGCCACAGUGCAGCUAGACCAAGGUCUGCUAGAAUUAUUAGCGACCAGACCGGCCUGGCUGCCAGAUCUGCUGUGUCACCAGCUCCAUAUCUCUCGACACACAUUCAACAUCUGCUCCAGUCUCGGAUGCUGCGAGUCGUCUAGCACGGGACUAUUACCCGCAGCGGCACCCGUCGUGCGCAUGUUCGAGACAGAACUACGCGCCCUCGAGUGCCGGUACUACGCGUCCUGGUCGCCGGUAGAAUACAUUAUUUUCCUGGGCUGUCGGAUGAUAUUGUAUACGUUUGCAAUUGCAUCGCAUGAUAACGACGACGAUAACACCAGCAACAGCAACAAUGGUGGUACUACUAGUGGUUUAUACAACAACUCUUCAUCAUCUUCGGGAGGAAGUUUUGUGGCCAUCGAGUCGCUAUCACAUUGGCUGGUUCGAGGGUACGUGGCGGCGACGGCGACCGUCCAGACGGCGUCCCGGGUUCCAGAGCAGUUGUUCCACGCCCCGUCUCGCGUGCAGAAAAUGGUCGCCAACGCCGUCUGUUUCUUGUUGCUUUUGAAAUGCUCCCGACAUCACGGGCUUGUCGAAGACAGUGUCUUGUCCGGCAAUCUCACUCACGGCUGGCAUAUCUUGCGGCGCCUCUCAGUUGUGCCCGGCGAUUUCAUGGCUCGAGCCUCCAUGCUUUUCGAGCGCUUUAUCACCAGAACAGCGUAUAUUGAUACCACCACCACCCGCGACGGCGGGCCGGGUCACGUUCAGCGAACUAUGGCCUUUCUUCCCAUCAGGUCCAGAAUGGGUGCGAAUGUUGCGCUGAGUGCCGUGUUGAGAAUAAGGUACUGCUUGGCCAAUCAUAACAAUAACAAUAGCAAUAGCAGCAACUUGAACUCCUCUACUUUGGCAACCUCGACCUCGAGUUCUCAGGGCCGUGGUCAUGGCACGGCGGCCACAGCAGAUGGCCCAACGGCUGCUGUAGCGCUUGAUGGCGCCCAAGUGCCGCCACCAGACUCGGAUGACUUGCUAAACAAUGCCCUGGCGGGCAACGGGCCGUCGUUGGACGACUUCAAUUGGGACGAGCUUUUCUCAGAGAUGGCGGGCUACUCCAGUUUUUGAAAGGCUGCUCACCGGGUUGAUGAGCAUCUCAUCAGGAUACAUCUCAUGGACCCCUCGAGCCCCACGGCGAGAAUAGACAGCUUGGCUGGGGGCCCGUUCACUACUGGGUCGAUACCGCCGCUCUUAUUAGUCCUGGAUGCGUUUCCAUGAAAUAUCGCAGGACCCGGACUGACAGAUGGCGUGUCUCGAAGGGACGACAGGAAUACAAUUUUCAGUGAUUGAUGAACAGCGACCAAUCUUGCCGAUUGUCCCGACCACCUGAGGACCAUUGUUCAAGUGGUACUCUAUCCAUACCAUACAGUACAACUCGAUUUGCUUUCCUGCCGCCAUAGCCACAAUCAUAUCGCCAAUGGACAACGCCACGCCAGAUCCAACACAGUUCGCCGCCCAUCCAAAUCCUGAGAGAAGCCCCUCCCCAUAUUCCUGAGUUCAAAACGACGCGAGUCACAAUAACACAAAAGAGUCCAUUCGGAUCAUUCCUCGGCUCGCCGUUUGGUCAAGGUAUCCACGACCCGACCAUAGAAUUUCGCGGCAUUUUGUCUCGCAAACGUGAUGUCCUCAGUCAGAUAAGUCGGCAUCAACUCGAUCAUGUCGCGAUCACGAUUGGCAUCCAGGAGAGGCGUGUACAGGAAUUCCGUCUCUUCAAAGCUGGCGGUCCUGGCAUCCUCUUGAUCGACGUACAGCUUGAAAUGGAGUGCUAAACAAGUGGCACCAAUUAGUCCUAACGUUUCAACGCAAACACACCAAAAACCGACAAUCUUGGGAUAGUAUAGUACUUACUGCCAUUCCGACCAGUCUGGAUACAGUCAUAAGUAUCGCCUUCGUCUGUCCUCUUGACACUUCGAAUAAUCAGACCCGUCAAGUCGCUGUACAGGUCUUCCUUCAUCUGUGCGAUCUGGGCAGCUUGAGCGGCUUCUGCACUUCCAAUCAUUGCUGGUCGUUGGGCAACAACAGCCUUCAUGGCGCUUCCUGGUGUUUUGGCUCCUCUUGCAUUAUUAUUGUUAUCGACAGAAGGCGCUCGGGCCGCGGCCAGUUUAGCCUGCAGAGCCUUGUUCUCGUUUUGGGCGGCGGAUAACGAAUUUUCCAGGUCAGAAAGAGCCUUGCGCAUGGUCACCAUUUCUUGCUCCUGGGUCUGCAUCUGUUUCUUGAGCUUGCGGGCUUCUUGGGCCAGAGGAGCCUGGGCAGCCAGCUCUUUUUUCAGAGAUGCAAUCAAGUCGUUGGACGCCGCCAUGGCGGCGUCGCAUUGCUUGCGCAGUUUCUCCAUGUUCGUGCUGGCUUCGUGGAUCCCGACUUCUUUGAGAUUGCGGUAUUUGAGGUCCACGUUCUCGAAUUUGCGUGUAAUGUCCCCUAGUUUGCGGCGGAGGCUGGGGUCUCCUCCUCUGUUGUCGGUGUCGGAUGCGCUCCCUGCCCUUCGUUGCGCUGCAUAUCCUAUUGUCGUCGGCUCAUGUCUCGCUCUGGAAGUGUCUCUGGUGGUGCCUGUGGCGCGGUUUUGUCUCGGUAUUGGUUUUGCUGCCGCUGCUGUUGUGACGACCGCCGGUCUAGGGCCCUCCUCCUCUUCUUCCAUUUCAUCGACUGCAUCGGACUGCUGCUCUUCUUCUGCCUCGACGGUAGCCUUGAGUUGCUGCUGUUGCUGCUGGGCAGAGGACGCUUUUUUGGAUGUAGUAGUAGCUUUGGACGAUUUCUUUGCAAUUUUGGGAGCUGCAUCUUUAGUGUUGGUGCGGUUGUUCGGUCGUACAUUGGCCACCGGUGACGCCUCGACAUCCAUUCCAUCCUCUGUCGGUUCAUUGUUGGCCUCUACUGCCGCUUUCUUGGUCGCAUUGGCCUUGGAUUGCUUGGUCCGGGCGACCUUUUUGCGUUUCGGUUCAACCACUUCCUGGGUGACUUCAACAUCAUUGUGAUCGUCAUUCCCAUUGUCCGCGGUUUCUGUCUCCUCAAUGUGUUCUUCCAGAGCCUGAGCCUUCCGUUUCGCCGUGGUCGUGCGCUUGGUCGCGGCGGCUUUUUUCGCGCCUGUUGUCGGCGCAGGGGCGGGCGCGACUUUCUGAACCUUUGAUCUCGUCUUGGUGGGCAUGGUGACGCGAUGCCGUUUCUUCCCUCUCUUCGCCUGCGCGGGUUGGGCUUGGGCUGCACUUGCGGCGGCGCUCGCGUCGGAAGCCGAAGACAAGAUCGAGUUUUCGUCGAUGAAGUUGGUUGUCGAAUCCUCCAUGGCGGACUCGACUAGGUCUGCG
Molecule: messenger RNA, 4277 nt
Organism: Exophiala dermatitidis NIH/UT8656
Lineage: Eukaryota; Fungi; Ascomycota; Eurotiomycetes; Chaetothyriales; Herpotrichiellaceae
Product: transcriptional regulatory protein LEU3
Exons: 5
Coding region: 76-2052 (658 amino acids)
Biological process (GO): DNA-templated transcription; regulation of DNA-templated transcription
Cellular component (GO): nucleus
Molecular function (GO): transcription cis-regulatory region binding; DNA-binding transcription factor activity, RNA polymerase II-specific; zinc ion binding
Source: RefSeq, a predicted model, not a curated record